CAGCUCCGCCAUAUUGCAGGAAAUCCGUCUGAGGUUUAGAGAUUAGCGUUUAAUCUGAGGAGCUGGAAACGAGAGUGUGAUUGGAAGUUACUGCUAGCCAUAUGGUUAGCUCGAGUGGGCGGGUAGAUCGCGCAAUCGCUGUUCUCACACGACAGGACAUAUGUUUAUUAAGACGAAUCGGCGCUGUUCGGCACGUUAUUAUUAUGCCGAACUCUCUUUUGAGAGUCUAGCUAAACUGGCGAGUUGACGUUCUGACUCUGAAAAGUGGAAAAUCGGAUUAACGUUCAAGAUUGCGCACCAAACCUUAAUCAUCUUGUGUCGCUGGCUCCCGUUGCUACGAGCCCAAGAUAUCUGAUAGAGAAAAGCUGAUAGAUAGAUAGGUCAAUGUCGGCAGGAAAACGCCGAGACCGGACUCGAUUCUACUAACGUUAGUUUAUCGGCGACGAUCGGUGCUUGUGUUUCUGUCAGCGAGGGCAAGCGAUCGAGUCCGUGUGUCUGCUGGCGAUGUUAUUAUGCUGCCCUGUGACCCGUGUACCCAACUGUUGUUCAGCGUUGACUAAAUUAGCUGUGUUCGAGCGCUAAACCAGCCCGCUGGUCUCAAUUUCAACAGUUCUCGGACCCUUCGGAAGCCACUGGCCGCUUUGCGAUCUCUCCUUCCUCGGACUGGCACCAGCAAACACGGAGGAUAUCUUUGCUCAUUUGCUGGCUAAUAAACCCUGACUGAACUGUGAGAAGAUGUCGACUAAAGAGCCGAAAGAAAAGCUCUCGACCACCGAACGAAUCAUUAAAACAGUGCCACUGCCUCCUCACCAGCGGCUGACAAUAAAGGACCUAUUUGUGGAUGGCAAGCCAAAUACCGAGCUACUAAAGAACCAUUUGAUCAAAGAGGGACGUGUGGAGGAGGACGCUGCGCUGCGCAUCAUAAACGAGGGUGCCAACAUCCUAAGGCAGGAGAAGUGCAUGCUAGAGGUGGAGGCACCAAUCACUGUAUGUGGUGACGUUCACGGACAGUUCUUCGAUCUAAUGAAGCUUUUUGAAGUUGGUGGUUCCCCCGACAACACGCGCUAUCUCUUCCUGGGCGAUUAUGUAGACCGAGGAUACUUCAGUAUUGAGUGUGUGCUGUUCCUGUGGACACUGAAGAUCAACCACCCCAACACCCUCUUCCUCCUCCGAGGCAACCAUGAGUGUCGGCACCUCACAGAAUACUUCACCUUCAAACAGGAAUGUAAAAUAAAGUAUUCAGAGAGGGUUUAUGACGCAUGCAUGGAGGCCUUCGACUGCUUACCUCUUGCAGCUCUUCUAAAUCAGCAGUUCCUCUGCGUUCACGGGGGCCUCUCACCAGAAAUCAACUGCUUAGAUGACAUUAGAAAAUUAGACAGGUUUAAGGAGCCCCCGGCGUUCGGGCCUAUGUGUGAUUUGAUCUGGGCCGACCCAGGAGAGGACUACGGCAGUGAGAAGACGGCAGAGCACUUUAACCACAACUCAGUCAGAGGCUGCUCCUAUUUCUUCAGUUAUGCAGCAGUUUGUGACUUUCUGACAAACAACAACCUGUUGUCAGUAAUCAGAGCGCAUGAAGCACAAGACGCAGGGUACAGGAUGUACAGGAAAAGUCAGACAACAGGCUUCCCUUCGUUAAUUACCAUUUUCUCAGCACCAAAUUACCUAGACGUCUAUAACAAUAAAGCGGCUGUGCUGAAAUAUGAAAACAAUGUCAUGAACAUUAGACAGUUUAACUGCUCUCCUCACCCGUACUGGUUACCCAACUUCAUGGAUGUGUUUACGUGGUCGCUGCCCUUCGUGGGCGAGAAAGUGACUGAGAUGUUGGUGAAUGUCCUGAACAUCUGCUCUGAUGAUGAACUCAUGUCAGAGGGAGAUGACUUGUGUGAAGCAGGUGGAGCUCCAGCUGUCCGUAAGGAGGUGAUCAGAAAUAAGAUCCGUGCCAUUGGGAAAAUGGCCAGAGUCUUUUCCGUUCUCAGGGAAGAGAGCGAGAGUGUACUGACCCUCAAAGGGCUCACCCCAACCGGAACGCUACCUCUAGGAGUGUUGUCUGGAGGCAAGCAGACCUUACAGAAUGCCACCAUAGAAGCAAAGGAGGGCCGAGCCAUCCAAGGCUUCUCUCCUACACGGAAAAUCCGCAACUUCGAAGAAGCUCGUGGCCUGGACCGAAUAAACGAACGGAUGCCUCCUCGCAAGGACGGCCAGCAACCUGACGGUACCACAGUUAACGCUGCCAAUGAGAAAAACGGCACUGACGGGAACGUGUAAGGGGAGAUUUUGCACUUUUCCUCUCCUCCAUAGCAUUGUCUCUUUCUCUGCCACGUUCUCCACAAGACAGACCCCUCGACUGCCGGGAUCCUGCAGAGGAGGGCCUGGGAUGUGGAGAGGAAUCAUUCCACGGACAGAGAGAGAAAUCACUUACAACUAAGUACAAACAAGAGAUUUUAUUUAUUAAAUGAGUUGUAUUAGAUGUACUUGAUAGCAACAUUUUAAAGAUGAGUGAACAUUUUGAAAGUGUGCAAAAAAACAAAAAACAAAACAGGUAUACAGUCACAAUGUGUCAACCUUUAAACUACAGUUUUGUAACUCGAGAGCAGAGAUGUGGGUUUAAGAUGCUGCACGGAUCAGAUGAUCUAGUUAAUCCCAGUUUUAUAAUAUUGUACGUCGCAACGUAUUUGGCAAGGGAUGGUUUGACUAUACUGAUGUAUGUUAUCAAGUCUGUAAGGGAUUUUAUUAAGACGAAAAACAAACCUAAGGGAAAUAACUUCAACUGUAGGUUCAUUGAAAAAUAUUUUAUAUCUACGAAAGUAAAACUGUUUAAUAUUACUCGUGAAAAUAUUAGCUGCUUUGGUUUCUGUGUGUCUAUUUCUACUUUGUCCAAAAACAGCCAGAUGACGCCACAUGCAAGCAGCCAUAACAUUGAUUUAAACAGAAGUUGUUUGAUUCUACAAAAGCAAAGCAUGUCUUAUGAAAGCCUCUCGUAAUCUUACUUCUGCAUCUGUACUUGAAGCUAUUUCAGUCUCUUUAGAAAUAUCAUUUGACAGUCUUUCAGACUCGCUUUCCCUCGUUUCUUUCUGACACACUUCUCUUUUUUUUUUUUUUUUUUUCUUUCUUAAAAAAUAUGAUAGAUGAGAUUGGCAUGCAACCAACCAGUUUUAUUUGUUAAUAUAUACAGUGAAAUCUGUUUAGUAUGCCUAUGAGCUCAUGUACACUUGUAACAGCCAAUGUGGGACGUGUGAAGUUGCUUUGAUCAACUCAAAAGCCAAAGUUUUUUUUUUUGUUUGUUUUUUGUGUGUGUAUGUGCUUUGCUGAGUUCACUGCCAGAGCUCUAACCAACCCUAAUAUAGGGUAUGAUGGGGAGGUAAUGAGGAAUAUUGCACUAAACGCAAGUGUUUGUAAAUAGAGAACAUCUACACGUAAUAUUGAAUAUCCUCUCUUUAAAGAAUGUCCUCCAGGCCAUCACUUAACGCAAAGUAUUCAGCUUUCGCUCGUACAGACUAUUGAUUUCAUCCAGUUCGUGCUUGAGACAUUAGCAAAGCAUGCUGAGCUUGAUAAACGUGUCGCGAACUGACUUGGUGGUUUGAGCUGUAACACUAUGUGAGGUAUUGUGGUAAGGUUUUUUAUUACAUGGCUGCUUGUUUUAACAGGUUUAGGGAAUGUUGUGGUAUGUCUCCACCUACUGUUGAGAUACAGAACUAAAAGAGACUAGAGGAAGAGCAUUAGGCCUUUUAAUGCAUGUUUUUAUUCAUUUUAACAGGAGCAGCAGGUUCAUCUGGUUUUAAAGCAGGUUUAAUCAGGAGUUUGCGAUGGUGUUGAAUGUCUGAUGCUAUGCACAUGAGCAACCCACCCCGUUUUCUGGAAGCAUUUGAAAUGUACAUUUUAGACAACAGUUCAUUUUGUACAAUUUUAGUUUUUUUUUGUGUGCGUGUGUGUGUGUGCGCGUGCGUUUUAUUCAGACCAAUUUUUUUCACUUUUAUUUUUUAUUUAAAUGCAGGACCGGUUCUUCACAUGAGAAUGAUUUUCAAAAUCGAAUGAUACGACUGAUAUGUUGUGCUCAUCUUUAGGUGUAUGAAUUCAGCUUUUAUGACAAAUAAAUGUGUGAUUCCAGCGCAACCUUCCAGCACACAGCAUUUUCUGAAGUGUGCAUGUGUUUCGCUGGAUCAUAUCAGUGCAGUGCAUCUGUGGACUCUGAAGGGAACAUUCGCUACGUUUAUUUGCAUGCAUUUCAAACGACACCAGUGGAAGUGCGCGGCUAAUCUGGGAUCGGUUCUACUGUUUUCCUUCGAAUGGUUUAACAGGGUGUGGGCUGGUCUUGGGAUACUGGCGACGUGAACUUCUAAUGGAAGGAUGAGGACGUUUGAAUUAAGUUUCUGUUUGCAUUUAAGAGUUGAAAUGUUGAGUAUUAGGCCUUCUUGGGCUCAGUGAAGUCCCUGAAACACAUCUGUGGGAAUGUGUAAAAAAAAAAAAAAAUGUUGUUUAUGCACAUUUAUAGCAUCGUUAAAAAUUAUAAUAUGGGGAUUUAAUUGAACGAGCAUUUUAUCAAGUACUUGUAACGCGAGGCCACCAUAAAUUUCUUGAUAUUAUGUAGAUGUAUCAGUUAAGAAGACAAAUAAAAACUGAAAUACUGUGGA
Molecule: messenger RNA, 4628 nt
Organism: Puntigrus tetrazona (Sumatra barb)
Lineage: Eukaryota; Metazoa; Chordata; Actinopteri; Cypriniformes; Cyprinidae
Gene: ppp3cca
Product: protein phosphatase 3, catalytic subunit, gamma isozyme, a
Exons: 14
Coding region: 736-2265 (509 amino acids)
Biological process (GO): calcineurin-mediated signaling
Cellular component (GO): cytoplasm; calcineurin complex
Molecular function (GO): calmodulin-dependent protein phosphatase activity; calmodulin binding
Source: RefSeq, a predicted model, not a curated record